AUGCGGCUUCUAGCGCUGCUGGCUCUGACCUUCACAGGUGCGAGCGCCAUGUCCAGUAUGACAUUGGGACGCACCCACAUGACGGUGAAGGUGCGGGAGGACAAGGUCCUAUACAAACCCAAGGAGGGAAUGAUGUCUGCCACAUAUCCAGUCUUUGAGUUUGACAAGGCUGAGUGGGAUCGUAUGGUGGGCGAGGCUACGGAUGGGAUGGUCAUCGAGUACGACGUGGAGAGCCACUCCAGCAGUACCAGUGCCGGGGGUGAAGGAGCGGUCCCAGAAGGUGGCUUUACGCAUCCCUACACCAAGCUCCUUGGCGAUCCCGAACAACGAAUGGCCCCCUACGUUUUUAACGUGACACAUAUUUUUAGUAUAAUAUAUAUAUAG
Molecule: messenger RNA, 384 nt
Organism: Cladocopium goreaui
Lineage: Eukaryota; Dinophyceae; Suessiales; Symbiodiniaceae
Source: the annotation of a GenBank genome assembly